AUGCCAAAGAUCAGGACGCAGAGAACAAAACGGCCUCCAGAGGGCUUUGACGACAUCGAGCCAACGCUAGAAGAAUUUGCAAGGAAGAUGAAAGAGAUCGAGAACGAACCACACGAAGGAAAACGGAUAGUGGAAAGCUCAUGGCCCGUGUUCCGCAUUCACCAUCAACGAUCACGGUACAUUUACGAUCUCUUCUACAAGCGUAAAGCCAUUUCAAGGGAGCUGUAUGACUACUUGCUCAAGAACAAGUAUGCGGAUGCCAAUCUUAUUGCAAAGUGGAAGAAGCCGGGCUUUGAGAAGCUGUGCUGUCUCCGUUGCAUCCAGCCACGCGAUACCAACUUUGGCACCACUUGUAUUUGUCGUGUCCCCAAGGAGAAACUAGAAGAAGGCAAAAAGGUUGAAUGUGUACAUUGUGGCUGUAGAGGCUGUGCUAGUGGUGAUUAA
Lichtheimia ornata is the source of this 444-nucleotide messenger RNA. RefSeq lists its product as uncharacterized. The transcript has 3 exons. The coding region runs from base 1 to 444 and encodes 147 amino acids. Gene Ontology annotation, cellular component: nucleus; spliceosomal complex. Lineage: Eukaryota; Fungi; Mucoromycota; Mucoromycetes; Mucorales; Lichtheimiaceae. The record is from RefSeq and is a predicted model, not a curated record. Gene Ontology annotation, biological process: mRNA splicing, via spliceosome.